This is a messenger RNA of Angiostrongylus costaricensis, 1248 nucleotides long. The record is from the annotation of a GenBank genome assembly. NCBI's taxonomy places the organism in Eukaryota, Metazoa, Nematoda, Chromadorea, Rhabditida, Metastrongylidae.
AUGGAGGAGGACUCCUGUGGUACAGCAGGUUCGAUGAGCGGUGUUGGCUACUGGAAGCAGAAUCUGUAUCUUCUGCAAGAGCGUGCACCUAAGCCCAUGGCUGUUACAUGUGACCGAAUAAUUGAAAAUAGACCUCCGCAGUAUGGCGAUGAGUUUCAUGGCCUGAUAAAUAGGAUAGAGGCAGAUCGCAUGCUUGUGGAAGCAGGUGAAGGUGCAUUUCUUGUUCGAGAAUCUCUUCGUUCUCAGGACGCAUUCACACUUUGUAUGUUCUUUGAUGGGCGUGUGCUGAAUUAUAAGCUUUAUUACGAUGGGACUCAUUAUGUGGGAGAGAAGCGGUUUGAAACAAUAGAGUUAUUAGUUGCCGACGGAUUGAUCUCAAUGUUUAUGGACAAACAUGCUUCAGACUAUAUUAAACGAAUGGCUGACGAAGCAAUCUACGAGCAUAGCCCGUACAUGCAGUAUACGAAGAGCACUGAACGCAAGCCAAUUGCUCGUUCUCAUAGUUUCACACCGCAUACCUUUAAAAUGCCUCACUACUGUGAUUACUGCCGAAAUUUCAUGUGGGGACUGGUACAGCAGGGUGUACGGUGUGAAGACUGUGGUUUUGCUGCUCAUAAGCGCUGUUCUGAGCACACAUUACCAGAUUGUCGGCCGGAAGCUCGAUACGUUAAGAGGAUGUUCGCUGUUGACCUCACAACACUCUGCUUAGCGCAUUCCACGCCAAUUCCUCCUGUAGUCACCAAAUGUAUUCAAGAGGUUGAAGUGCGUGGGCUCAAUGUGGAAGGUAUUUACCGGGUAUCUGGAUCUCAUGAUCACAUGGAGAAACUAAAAAGGCAAUUCGAUUCACAGCAAGUUGUUGAUUUGAAUCAGGUGGACGACAUUCAUACUAUCUGCGGGCUUCUGAAGCUCUAUUUACGACUGUUGCCACAACAACUCGUCCCGUUCAGUGUAUACAAGGCACUUCUCGCGGCCUUUGCAAGUGCGCGUAGUGUGCACGAAAAGACUAGAGCAUGCCGAAAAGCAUUAGAGGAACUUUCCGAAGCAAAUGCCCUUACUCUGAAUGCCUUAUUAAUACACUUACGCAAGGUGGCAGAUCACAGCGCACAAAACAAAAUGAGUGUGGAGAACAUCUCAACGAUUUUCUCACCAACCUUAUUUUGUACUGGGGUGAUUCCAUCACUACCACAGCAACAGCAUAUGUUACUACAUUUUAUGAUUCGUACACCGAGGAUUGUUCCAUACGUUUGA